Molecule: messenger RNA, 1496 nt
Organism: Corapipo altera (White-ruffed manakin)
Lineage: Eukaryota; Metazoa; Chordata; Aves; Passeriformes; Pipridae
Gene: CCNB2
Product: cyclin B2
Exons: 9
Coding region: 92-1297 (401 amino acids)
Biological process (GO): regulation of cyclin-dependent protein serine/threonine kinase activity; mitotic cell cycle phase transition
Cellular component (GO): cyclin-dependent protein kinase holoenzyme complex; cytoplasm; nucleus
Molecular function (GO): cyclin-dependent protein serine/threonine kinase regulator activity
Source: RefSeq, a predicted model, not a curated record
CUGGGUUUAAAGGGAGCCGCGGGAGCGUGCGGCUUCGGCUACCGUUUGUGCUGCGGAGCGGAGCGGGUCCCUCACGCUACUGCCCGUGACCAUGGCGCUGCCCGCGGCGCGACGCGUCCCCGUCACUAGAGGGAUGGAGAAUGCUGUGUCUGACCUUAGAAGUAAAGCAAAAACUCACCUUCCUGGCAGAAGGGCUGCCUUGGAAGAAAUUGGAAAUAAAGUUACAACAAGAGGAACACGCCUAAUUAAGAGAGCAGAAUGCCCCAAAGCAUCCAUAAAACCUGUGAAAGGACCUAGCAAGACCACAAAUGGAACUGUACUGUGUAAAGCUCCAGCUGCUGUGAAUCAAGUAAUUAAGGAAACUGAUGUUCCAAAGGCUUUGUCUCCUGUCCCUAUGGAUGUAUCCAUGCAAGAGGAGGAUUUGUGCCAAGCCUUCUCUGACGUGUUGCUCAACAAUGUGGAAGACAUUGAUGCUGAGGACUCAGAGAAUCCCCAGCUGUGCAGUGACUAUGUCAAGGACAUCUACCUGUAUCUGAGAGAGCUUGAGCUGCAGCAGUCUGUCCGCCCCCAGUACCUGGACGGGAGGACCAUCAACGGGCGCAUGAGAGCAAUCCUGGUGGACUGGCUGGUCCAGGUCCACUCGAGGUUCCACCUCCUGCAGGAGACGCUGUACAUGUGUGUUGCGCUCAUAGAUCGCUUCUUACAAAGUCAUCCAGUACCUCGCAAGAGGCUUCAGCUGGUGGGUGUAACAGCGAUGCUUCUAGCUUCAAAAUACGAAGAGAUAUUGUGUCCUGAUGUAGCAGACUUUGUUUACAUUACUGACAAUGCCUACACCAGCAGUGAAAUAAGAGAAAUGGAGAUGAUUAUUCUUAAAGAAUUGAACUUUGAUUUGGGACGACCUCUUCCAAUCCACUUCUUAAGAAGAGCAUCAAAAGCUGGGGAGGCUGAUGCUAAGCAACACACUCUGGCAAAAUACCUGAUGGAGCUGACACUGAUAGACUAUGACAUGGUCCACCAUCGUCCUUCAGAGGUUGCAGCUGCUGCAUUAUGCUUGUCCCAAAAGAUCCUGGGACAUGACAAAUGGGGCACAAAGCAACAAUACUACACUGGGUAUGCAGAAGACAGUCUUCUGAUGACUAUGAAACACAUGGCCAAGAACGUGGUCAAAGUAAAUGAAAAGUUAACAAAAUACACUGCUGUACAGAACAAGUAUGCAAGCAGCAAACUCAUGAUGAUCAGCACCAUCCCUCAGCUGAGCAGUGGGAUAAUCAAGGACCUGGCUGCAUCACUCCUAUGAAGACCCUGGGCAGAGCCAAGGCCUGAUGGGGGGGUGUGUGCACUUUGUCUUGUCUGCUGAGGCAAAACCACUGCUCUUUGUACAUAGAAUUCUCCAGCCCUCCCACAGACUCUGCAGACUCGCCCGGAAGGUGACGUUUUAAACUUGUUCUGUAACACAACUUUCUACCUACCAAUAAAUAAAGCUCCUGUCUUUUCAA